Messenger RNA from Prunus dulcis (almond), 1175 nucleotides. RefSeq names its product F-box protein At5g52880. The coding region runs from base 62 to 934 and encodes 290 amino acids. The transcript has 6 exons. Gene Ontology annotation, molecular function: protein binding. The record is from RefSeq and is a predicted model, not a curated record. NCBI's taxonomy places the organism in Eukaryota, Viridiplantae, Streptophyta, Magnoliopsida, Rosales, Rosaceae.
UUUGGAAUAUCUGAAGGAACUCUCUUCUCUCUCUCCCCUGUGCCUUUGAAUCACAAAAAACAUGUCAAAACCAUUAGAGAGAUACCAAAAACUUGGCUUGAUAGAGUCUUUACCAAGAAUUCACAGGUUCCCGUUAGCCUGUAAAGAGCUGAGCUUAAUUCUCAGAGGCGCUUACAAGAAAAUUCCCAAGAAUCUUCAAUCGCUCAUCUUCCAGGACACCCUCACCGCCUUUCGUCUCCUCCCUGAAAUGCAGACACGCAAUGCUGUUUUGGCAGCCCAUCUCCUCCUUCAGAGCGUCGAGGCCACGUUGCCAAAGCAAAAGAAGAAUGCAGCUGUUACAGAAUAUAAGAAUGCAAUGGUUGCUCAUAAGAGGCGCACUAAAGCCCGCCAAGAAGAAAACGGUUCAACCCAGCUGCCACAAGAUGUUCUUGUUCACAUAUUCAGUUUCCUCGAUAUGCAAUCUUUAGUCUCUGUUGGACGAGUCUGCUGGUUGUGGAAUAUAGCGGCAAGUGAGAACAAUUUGUGGCAGGCACAGUACACUACUUUCUUCGGGAAUUCUGAUAAUGAUGCGAUGAUUAAGGGUCGACAGAUUGGUAGACUGGUUGAAGAUGAAGAAGGGUAUACACUAUUUUGGCGAGAAGCCUUCAAACGAGCAUAUUUAGGUAGUUCUUCAAAGAAAUUGAAAUCCAGUAGGGGAUACUGUAGGGACUGCAACACGAUUGUUUGGCUCGAUAACAUGAAAUGUUCAAAUGAACAUACAGGACUAAAUUCUGAAAAUCAGCAAAUUAAGCCGGUGUUACCCAGUCAGGUGGUUGGGUAUCUCUUGGAUGAUUCUUUAUCAAUGGCAUCUUCUUCAGACAGUGAUAGUGAUUCAGAUGGAGGGCCAUUUUCCAGGUUAUGGGCCUACCAAAGACCCUUGAGCAAAACCCAGUAAAAGCAUUUCAUUCAUGUAUAGAGCUGCUCAAUGAGGAUGGCUAAUAUCUAGCGGCCAGCGUUCUCGCUUCUUCAGGAGGCUCUUCCCUCGCUGGUUGAGUCUCGACCGUCCCGGAGCUGGAUUUUUAACUUUGUUUUCAAAAGAAUAUGUGUUUAGAAAAAUAAGAAGUAAUAAUAUUAUCGUUCUUGUACCAAAAUAUAUAUUCAUAAAUUCUUCUUGUUUCAUAAUCUCUGUUUUUUUU